CUUGGUCGAUCUCCUCAGUUAGGAAGAGCUAGUCUCUGUUGUAGUGUUGCAGGCCUUCUCAGGUAGCAGGAAGCAUUGCUGGUUCGGGGAAUCAUCUUCUCGUCGAAGAACCUGCUCAGAGUCAGGAACAAGGGUACUUAUCGCGGCAUGGGGAAUGUGGAAGAGAUCUUGGGAGGAAAUGUAACGCUGAUAGAUCUGUGGAGAAGUCCUAGGGGGACAGGGCUCCGUAUUGAGGCAUCAACACUGGUGGCGAUUGCCCUCUCCUUCUUCCUUGCUAUCAUUGGGUCUUGCCGCCGUUGGUCCAAUCGCUGGAUCAUCCAAAAGGGCUUUCUGGCUGCACAAGUGUUAACUAUAUCUCUUGGGACUUACAGCAUUGGCCUAAUGCAGUCUUCAUCGGCGAAAAGCGAGAUGUAUCCCGUAUGGGCUGUGUCCUUAUUUGCCCUCUUUGGCUGUGUCGACCCAGUCACAAGCUACAAUGGCCUUGACUACAAGAUCCCACUCUCGAGGAUGAUAUUUCAGCUUUGCCUCUAUGGUGGAUAUGUCCUGCUAAUGAGCACCUCAAACAUCUCCGGUGUUGUUGGUAACUUAGCCAUCGGCGUGCUGUCUGCCAUCACCUUCAUCAAGGGCUUUCAUAGGUCACUUGCGCUUGUGCUGCCAAGCAGAAUGCGGGACAAGCUAGGAGAACUUCAGUUUAAUGGUUUUUCAGAAACAAGUGCUUUAACAGGUGGUGGUAGUACACUUAUAGUCCAUUUACCCCUUCCUACUCACGGUUUGACGCACGUUGGUCAGCUUUUAGAAAUCCUAGAUGAUGGUAAAACUCCAAACAUGGCGGAGAUAUAUCGAAGCUGUAGCUACAUGGAGCUAGGUUUAUUGGUCACUGCCAGUGACAUGGCAAAUAUCGAAGAUGUGUGCCUUGGCUAUUCUCUCUCUCAUGUGUUGAGGCACCGUUUCCUUGGGUUGGUUAACGACGGUGACGAAAUGUGGGAAAAAAAGGUAUGAUUUGGGACAUGGACCGACUGUUAAGCCCAUAGACUUUAAGAGGGUCUUGAAGGCGAUUGAGGUCGAGUUGGCUUUUCUGUAUGAUGUCUUUUUCACGAGCAAUGAGUUUCUUCACUACUAUGAAGCAAAAACCUCCGCCUUGUGGGCCGUUGCUUCAUUCAUUGGGAUAUGUUUUGUGGGCAUAGCCACUGCCAUUCCUGGGACAAUGACUAGCCACCAUCAUAUUGUUACCUCUGCCACUGGUCAUGCUGGUGCUGCUGCUGGCACUGUCAUCGUCGUCGACACGACAACACACCUGAUCGUCACUCUUGUCAUAUUGGUAUCCCUUGCUCUCCUGCAAUUGGUGCAGUUGAUACAGUUCUGGGCAUCAAAUUGGGCGACAGUCACCGUUGCCUGCGAGUACGUUAGGAAACGGAAGGAGCAGAAAUGGAAGCAACUUACAGGAGAUGGGCCAAGUCCACAUAGCCGCGAGCAAAUCAGGUACAACUUUAAAAAGAAUCAAAUAAGCCUGUGGAUGAGAUUGAAACUGUUUCUAGUUACCAGGAUGAAUUGGUCUGACAAGUACCUUUGGCAAGGUAAGCUCGGGCAGUACUCAGCAGUUGAUGUAGCGAGCAGGUGGAGCAUAGAACGCACCAGCAAGACAUGGUUACUGAUGCUACUAUGUUGCUGUGAGUGUCUUUGCUGGAUAUGUGAACACUUGCCUGGGAUGCAUGGGUCGCAGUACAUUGGACAGGUGCUCCGGGAACUGUGGGUGUGCGACACCAACGCAGGAGCCGCCGUUAGAUUGCACGAUGAUGUGAAGGCAUCCAUUGCUGAUUUCCUGGGUCAGAUCAGGAGCAGAAGUGUAGGGGAGGAUUGGUCAUCCUUGAGAAGGAUAGGGAAGGAUUGGUCAUCCUUGUUUACUGACAAUGGGCUAGACGCAUCCUACCUUCCCUAUAACAUCGCACCUUCCUCGUGGAACCGUGCCAGGAAGUUCACGCACCGUGUCAUGAUGUGGCACAUUGCGACAAGCUACUGUGAACUAGCAGAGCGGCAGGAUGGAAGUGCUGGCGGCGGCAGCGGCGGAGAGAGCAAUGCCAGCAGAGAGAAGGAUCGGCGCGUGGCCAUUGCUCUGUCUAAGUACUGCGCCUACUUGGUGGUGUCGGCGCCGGAGUUGCUCCUCGGGCCAUCCAAGGAAACAAAGCACGCGUUCGAUGAUGCUGCGUCUUGGACAAGAAAAGCAAUGAGCGAGAAGAAGCAGCUCAAUAAACUGGAGGCGAUGCGUGCAACAGGAGUACCGCCCAGCGAAUACGACGCCUUUCAGAUGGGCGUGUACUUGGGGAAGCGACUUCGCAACGAGACGCCGCCGGCGCUGCCCGAGGGGCGGGAGAGCGCACGGCGGCCCUACUCCGCCGACCCCUGGAAGGUGCUGGCGCUCCUGUGGGUGCAGACGCUGCUCUACGUCGCGCCGUACGGCGACGUGCAGAGCCACAUGCAGCGGCUCUCGCAGGGCGGCGAGUUCAUCACCCACCUCUGGGCUCUGCUCUACCACAUCGGUAUCGACACCUGGGAGGUAGCUGCAACAGAGACGAGUGAAGCACACGCCCAAGGAGAGACGAGUGAAGCACACACCCAAGGGGCGACGACGGGGGAAGAAGUUGAAGAGAUUCUCAUUGAUUGAUUGAUUGAUUAAUUUGAGCGGUGGAUUCAAGUCCACAGAGCAGGAUUAUUGUGUUUCUUCUUGGAGCCUGCAUGGAGGCCUCAUUGUCGACAGAGCCGAGGAGAGAGGGUAUGGUGCUAGCUGCAGAGAAGACGGGUUUGAGGUGGAUGGGCGAGCAUCAUCAGUUCAUCACCGUGGAGUGUGUUGGUAGACAGGCAAGCACCAACUAGUGCCUAUCAAGUAGCAAAUGUUACCUUUUUCUAACAAUUCCUGCAAUUGUCGAUUCGUUUAUGCA
Molecule: messenger RNA, 2933 nt
Organism: Panicum virgatum (switchgrass)
Lineage: Eukaryota; Viridiplantae; Streptophyta; Magnoliopsida; Poales; Poaceae
Exons: 2
Coding region: 148-999 (283 amino acids)
Source: RefSeq, a predicted model, not a curated record